AUGGCUGUCAACUUGACCGAAUCUGGUGUGCAAACCGCAUCACCCGUGACCGUGAGCCUUCGCGACCUGCAUUCAGGUAACACAGUAAACAAGAUGCUUCGCAAAAAUGACCAUCUCAUCAUUGUGCANGGUUCCGUGCCAUUCGAGGCCCUCGAAGAUGCUUUCGGUCCCGAUUCCUUGGGCAUUAUUGUCGUUCGUGACCUGCCAUCUGAGUUCGUCUCCAUGAGAAAGGCCCUGCUGUCGUAUUCUUCGUAUCUGGCCAAUUUACCUCAGGCUGAGNNCUUGGUAUGUCAUUCUUGCUUCUUCUUCGUUGUGUUCGGAAACUCAUAUCACCAAGAAAAACUUGAAGAUCCUCAAAGCAGCUAUCUCGUAGGCUGGAGUUGCGGCAAGGAGACGCUCAAGGACGGCAGGUACGACACGCUCAAGGGAUCCUACUAUGCCAACCCCGUACAGAACCCAGACUUGCACCAAAAGGCUGUCGAGAAGUUCCCCAAUCUUCCAGAGUACACCGCGGCAAACAUCUGGCCAAGCAACGAUGUUCUUCCUGGCUUCGAGCACGCCUUCCAGUCUUUGUGCGCCUUUAUUGUUGACACUGCUGCACUGGUUGCCCGGGCCUGUGACCGUUAUGCAGUCAAGAAUGUGCCUCAAUACCAAGAAGGCUAUCUCGAGCAUGUUGUCAAGACGAGCAUCUCUACGAAGGCCCGUCUGCUCCACUACUAUGCACCAACCACGAACCANAGCCGGGGGGAGAGCUCAUCUGACGAUUGGUGCGCGACACAUUUGGAUCACGGCUGUUUGACGGGCCUGACCUCGGCCAUGUUCAUUGACGAAGCAGCCAACCCUCCUCGUGUUGACUCUGCUGAAGUCUCGCCGUUGCCCGAACUGUUCUCGCCACCGGACCCGGCGGCCGGGCUACAUAUCCAUUCCCGCUCUGGCAAGGUGACCAAAGUCAAUAUCCCAAAGGACUGCCUUGCUUUCCAGACUGGUGAAGCUCUCGAGGUCAUCACCAAGGGUAAAUUCAGAGCGGUGCCGCACUUUGUCAGGGGUGCUGCACCCGGCAAAGGCGGCCAGGUUGCAAGAAACACCCUUGCUGUCUUCACUCAACCAAACCUGUGGGAGAUGGUCGAUGAGAAGCGUGAUUUUGCUACAUUCGCCAAGGAGAUUGUCGAGCGCAACCACUGA
Aureobasidium uvarum is the source of this 1182-nucleotide messenger RNA. Lineage: Eukaryota; Fungi; Ascomycota; Dothideomycetes; Dothideales; Saccotheciaceae. The record is from the annotation of a GenBank genome assembly.